Messenger RNA from Penicillium hordei, 1386 nucleotides. RefSeq names its product C2H2-type zinc finger protein. Gene Ontology annotation, biological process: regulation of transcription by RNA polymerase II. Gene Ontology annotation, molecular function: DNA-binding transcription factor activity, RNA polymerase II-specific; RNA polymerase II cis-regulatory region sequence-specific DNA binding. The transcript is spliced from 4 exons. Gene Ontology annotation, cellular component: nucleus. The record is from RefSeq and is a predicted model, not a curated record. Bases 1 to 1386 code for a protein of 461 amino acids. Lineage: Eukaryota; Fungi; Ascomycota; Eurotiomycetes; Eurotiales; Aspergillaceae.
AUGGAGACUGCAGAGCCCGUCUCUUACGAGUUUCCCGGCCAUGCCGUGGGUGCGUUUGCACACAGACGCCCGAUGGACUCGACCCUGAGUCAAAAUUUCCCCUUCUAUUCGCCUCAAACAGCACCGUACUCGUUGCCCUACCAGACCCCAAGUAGCUUGCCUUACAGCUUCGGUCACUCCGUGGGUCACACACAUGCACACUCGAAUCCCUAUCAGCAAUACUUUAUCCCUAGUCAACACCCGAUACAGCCGCAACCACUGCGCCUCACAACCGAACCACCGUUGCAGUCUCUUCCAGAGAUUCGCCCGGCGAAGAACGCCAUCAGCCAGACAGUCAAGUCUACUCCCGAUCAUGGUCCACGGCCGCAGCUUUCAACUGGAGGCCACAAUUCACCAGUCGGGUCAAACGAGACGAAGCAAACCCCCGCUGACAUCGCCUUCUCAACCAAUGUGGAUGUCCUCAUGAAGGCAAUCCAGGCCAAGCAUGCUUCGUCACCAACCCAACAAUCGCUGCCACCACUUCAACAUCUGGCAGCACCGAUACCACAGGCCUAUCCCGUAUCUUACCCGACUGCCUCGCCCACACCACCGCGCUGCUAUCAUGCCAACGAAGGCCAACUAUCGCGCUCAGGCAAGAAGCGCAAGUACAACUGCAACCUCCCCGGCUGCGGCAAAAGCUUCGCACAGAAAACACACCUGGACAUUCACAUCAGGGCGCACACAGGCGAUAAGCCAUUUAUAUGCAAGGAGCCCUCCUGUGGGCAACGCUUCUCGCAGCAAGGCAACCUCAAGACCCAUCAGCGGCGACACACGGGCGAAAAGCCCUUCCAAUGUGAAAUCUGCCAUAAGCGAUUUGCUCAGCGAGGCAACGUCCGCGCUCACAAGCUCACCCAUGAUCAAUCUAAACGGUUUGACUGCCGUCUAGAUGAAUGUGGUAAGCAGUUUACCCAGUUAGGCAACCUCAAGUCCCACCAAAACAAAUUCCACGCAGCCACACUCCACAAUCUAACCGUCCGCUUUUCACAAAUGGGCGAGAACGGAGCGAUGAACAUGAACGCGGCAGACCGCGAGCUAUGGUUAUAUUUCGCCGGGCUAUACAAAAACAGCAACAAGGGCAUCAAGGGCCGUGGCAAGGACCGACGGAUCUCGACGACGAAACGGUCUGAUGCACAGGAUAGCUGUGACUCCAUGGAUCGAACACAGUCUGUUGAGUCUGAAGAGGGCGCGUCGAAGAUGCAGAUGCAGAUGCGCCGCGGGAGCUUUGAGGAUGGCUUCUCCGUUUAUAAUGCUUCUAGCAGUGAUGGCGAUGAUGGGGAGCCUUAUUAUAUUGAUCGCAAGGCUCAUUUCCACGGACAUGGUCAUGGUCACAUUCAUGAUGGGCCUUGA